This is a messenger RNA of Staurois parvus, 264 nucleotides long. The record is from the annotation of a GenBank genome assembly. Lineage: Eukaryota; Metazoa; Chordata; Amphibia; Anura; Ranidae.
AGGAAGCUCUCUAUGCACUGUUGUUGUGCUAAUCUGAAGGCCACAUGAAGCUUGAGGUCAUUAGCUGUUGACUCUGCAGACAGUUGGUGACUUCUGCGCACUGUGUGCUUCAGCCACUGUUGUUCCCAGUUGCUUCCACUUUGUUAUGCCACUUGACCAUGGAAUAUUUAAUAGCAAGGAAAGUUCACGGAUGGACUUAUUGCACAGAUGGCAACCUAUCACGGGACCACACUUGAAUUCACUGAGCUCCUGAGAGUGUCCUAU